Penicillium griseofulvum is the source of this 966-nucleotide messenger RNA. RefSeq lists its product as uncharacterized. NCBI's taxonomy places the organism in Eukaryota, Fungi, Ascomycota, Eurotiomycetes, Eurotiales, Aspergillaceae. The transcript has a single exon. The record is from RefSeq and is a predicted model, not a curated record. Gene Ontology annotation, biological process: canonical NF-kappaB signal transduction. Bases 1 to 966 code for a protein of 321 amino acids.
AUGACAUCAAAACCCACAUCAGCUAAGGUGCCUGGGGCAUCCCACCCCUCAGAACACUCACCAACCAACAAACUUGAUAACCCCCCUCAUAAAGAGCACGGCCACUCAAGGCGUAGCCGAGAAUUCCGGUUCAAAGAUGGCAGCCGCCCCCACCGCAAACGAACCCACCGUCACCGAUCACGCACUCGCGACAGUGACAGCUCCAAGCGGCGGCGUCGCGAGCAGGAACAACCAGAGCCCGCACCCGAAACCCCUUUCAAUUCGACUAGAGACACCUUCCGGGAAUCUCUCUUCGAUGCGCUCGGCGACGACGAAGGAGCUGCGUACUGGGAAUCCGUCUACGGCCAGCCUAUCCAUAACUACCGCGUACCGGAGGUACAGCGGGGUCCGGAGGGCGAACUGGAGCAGAUGACGGAGGAAGAGUACGUGGACUACGUGCGCCAGCGAAUGUGGGAACGGACGCGAGAAGGCAUGCUCGCAGAGCAGGAGCGGCUACGUGCUGAGCGGAUGCAGAAAAAGAAGGAGGAAGCUCAGAGACAGGCGCAGUCGGGGAGGGAGGAGUUUGAGCGCGCGAUGGACGAGAGUCUGCGGCGAGGGGCUGAGCGAAAAAGGGCUAAGGUCGGGUGGAGUGCGCCCUGGGCUGCUUAUCUCGAGAGUUGGGAGACUAUCGGGAAGGCUGCGGAGGGGUCUGCUCCUAAGCCCCUGCGCAGUCUGCUCUUCUGGCCUGUUCGCUCUGGGAAGAGGGCUGAUGUCCGGCCUCAGGCUGUUGAGGAGUUCAUGCGUCAUGCCCCGGCCCCGGCGGAGUUACUUAGCACGCUCAAGGCGGAGCGGAUUCGCUGGCAUCCUGAUAAGAUCCAGCAUCGGUAUGGUGCGCUGGGGAUUGAUGAUGUGGUCAUGCGCAGCGUCACGGAGGUCUUUCAGAUUGUGGACCGUAUGUGGAAUGAGGAGAGGGAGCGACAGAAGUGA